ACGGACUGAGACAAGAAAAUAGACGCGACCAGAGAGCAUCGUAAUUCACGAAUGGCAGGAGCAGAAUAGAACACUCGAGCCAGGUUUCGCCAGUAAUCGAGUUUCCAAGUCGACGAAUUCGACCAACUGCCUUGCAGCGGACCAAACAAGCGUUCGUGCAUCUAGCAGUCUCGAUUUCCACACUGGAUAUAUCUGACAAACCACUCUCCAUGACGAUGGUGACGUUCGGGUUUGGAAGCUGCGAUAAAAGAUAGCAACGAUCGGAAAGGCUGUUCCAAUGUUCCGCUUGACCGUUGGCGGUUGCGAUGUCAACCAAACCACAUUCCUCUGCCCCUCCAUGGAUGCUAGAAAUAAUACGGACGUCGUCACCCAGCAACUUCAUCAUUUGCUUGCGCGACUUUCCACUGACGACUUGAACAUUUCUUCUUCACCAAACCAGAUUUUGCCGACACGCUCUAGUAGAUUUCCGACUUCACCUCGACACACUAAACGAAGAUUAUGGUUAAGAGACACCUUUCGCACCACACCUAGAACAACAUCAUUGCCAAUCACGAACCUGGAUAUGGGUGUCAAAGGCACCGAUGACUAUCUCACGGCACGGGCGGCCAACCCAAGGACUGGCCUGAUCAGCCCCAGCGUCGUAUCACAUUUGACUCCCCGAACGCCCAUGUCACCAGCCGAAGCACUUUCACUAUUUGCAAGCGAUCACACCAUGCCACAAGACUUCUCUCCUCAGGCCCAAACUCCAGAAAGACCAACAUCUGCAGCAAACAGGCAAAGACCAGCAGGUCCCCGAGGUCGAUGGCGUCAGGAUUCGACUGGAUGGAACAUGGAGCCCGACACGGAAGCUGGAUCUAUAAAGUACGCUACUGCCAACUCAUCAGCUACGAGGGCAGACUUUCAUGCAAGUGAAGACAGCUUUGUGAUUCCCAUGCCGACAGCAAAAGACCCGCAGCCAUAUCGUCAGGCAGAUCAGGAUAAAGCUGUGCAAUACUACAGAGAUAAGGCACAGCGUCUCUCACACAAGGAAGGAAUGAACGGCAGGAUGCACAGUAUUGGCGCCGGACCUCGCAAGUUUGCACAAGCCACAAAAGCACUGCGAGACUUUAGCAAUCCUCGCUCUGCAAUACCUGCUGAGGCAGAUGCCAAUGCCGGACAUGAAAAGGCUUCACCGCCAAUGUCUGCGUUCCCAGAGUUCUCUGCUGCACCCAGUGGUAGAAGCAGUCCAAGUUCCCCACGUGUUUUGCGCAGACCCGUGUGUUCGACCGCGCCCGGCUAUGAGCGUAGGGACUCGGCCAUCAGCAUCCCAGCUUCUGCGUCUGACCAAGAGGAUGUCCCUACCGCACAAAGCGCCACCUCAGGGGGAGCCGAACGUACACGCUCUGAUUCUAAUACCUCGCGCUUCCAAGAUCUACGACAGUUGCCUAGAGUUCGCGUCGUCCAUCCCAACAGCCCAGUCGUCAAGAAGCAACAUGAGAAAAGUGGAGCUGCGCAUAACGAUCGCACCGCCUCUCCUCCUCCUCCUUACUUGAGUCGCUCACAUGCUCAGAGUAUAUCAUCCGUGUCUGGCGCGUCAAUGGCCGAGUCGCUAUCACCUCUCGAGACCCAAGUCGUCGGCUUUUUGGCCUGGGCAAUCAACCAGGUCUUCUGCAAGCAAUCGCCAAACACCCACGAUCAAUCUCCACAAGGCCUCGACAUCGGUCUCCUUCAAGCCAUACAUAUAUUAUCUGACUCGGCAACCAAGCCUGUUCAACGCUGGCAAGCGAUGAAGGCUUUGGCGUUCAUGGCGGUGAGACUGAUUGUCAUAUUGUGCUGUUUAGCUAUCGUCGUUCGUGUUGGCACAGCAGUAGGAAGGACAUUGGCCAUUAUGCUCUGGCCUGUUAGCGUUGUGUGGAAGAUUGUAAGGUGGAUGUUAGGACUGGGAUGAAGAUUAGGUAGACGGACUGUAUUACUCGUCGACAAGAAUGUUUAGAUAGUGCUCUGAAUACUAUGAAUUCUUCUUAGAGAUAUUGAUCUACCUAAGGCUUUGUCGCCUCGUCUGAGCAUCUAUAGCUAUGCGAUAACGUGACCGCUUAAGUCAAGUCAGCGCAUUCCUCUGGCCGGGGUUCAAUGGAAGCUGGUCCGCAGCAAGGCUUAGGUUGUAGUUAGCUUGACCUCCUCUAGCCAUGGUCCCCGCUGCUGAUCUCGUUCGUGCAGACUCUACCCACUCCAUCAGAUAUCACUCAAGGAUGCGUAUUCAUUUGGUCUUCUCGCGACCGAAUAUUGCAAUCAUACCACGAUCACCAACCCCAACGCACCACUUUCCAUCAUGACUCCAAUCAA
This is a messenger RNA of Aureobasidium subglaciale EXF-2481, 2322 nucleotides long. RefSeq lists its product as uncharacterized. Bases 278 to 1927 code for a protein of 549 amino acids. The record is from RefSeq and is a predicted model, not a curated record. The transcript has a single exon. NCBI's taxonomy places the organism in Eukaryota, Fungi, Ascomycota, Dothideomycetes, Dothideales, Saccotheciaceae.